Porites lobata is the source of this 3507-nucleotide messenger RNA. Lineage: Eukaryota; Metazoa; Cnidaria; Anthozoa; Scleractinia; Poritidae. The record is from the annotation of a GenBank genome assembly.
AUGAAAUCGUUUAGAAACCCAAAAUAUCUCGAGAGAUAUGAAGAUGUUAUAUUUGAUCUCGAACAAGGUAUAAAUACAGCAGACCCAGCUAAUAAUGCCGCCCAAGUUAGAGCGCCAAACCUUAAAUUUAUCGCUGAUAAUACGGGUGAGGCCACUCCAUUUGAUUGGUAUAACGCGCGUUUUUCAAUGGAUUUUAAACUAGGACUACUAGCUGGAGGAAAUAUAGGAGCUGCUGACGAUAACGGAACUGUAAAUGGUUCUAACUCAUUUAUGAAAAAAUUAACUAUCCUGGCAAGUGGAAAAGAAGUUUAUAGUUGUAAUGAAGCAAACCAUGUUGCAAAUAUAAAAAAUUUGCUUGAGUACUCCCCCUCCUAUGCAAAGAGUAUUGGCACUAAAGAAUUUUACUAUCCUGAUACAUCUCGCCUUGCAGAGAGAGAUGAUACUAAUGCAAACUACAACGUUGGUUUUGCUUUAAGAAAAAAAGUACUAGGUGCUUCAGCUUUAGUAAAUUGUGAAAUACCUCUUAAUAGGUACUCUUUCUUUGAAGCAUUAGAAGACAAACUACUUCCUAACACAAAAAUUGAAAUAAAUUUUGAAAUUGAAAGUGAUGCAAAUCUGGUGUUUCAGGCUGGUGCUAAUUGUAGAGUUAUUAUAAAAAGACUUCAAUUAUAUGUUCCAAAGUUAACUUUUAACUCAGAAGGGCAAAAGUUAUACAUGAAAGAUUAUCUUAAACCUUAUAAAUGGACUUAUCUUAACGAAGUUGUUCAUAUAUCAAACAACUUACAGCAACAAACAGGUCAUUACAGAAUUACAACCGCUAUAUCAAAACCACGCCAUGUAUUUGUUUGGGCUAUCCAGACAGCAAGAAUUAACGCACAAACAGCCAAUCCAUUUAUAUAUGAUACUUUUGGUAAUAUUCCAAACAAUGCUAAUGUAACACGAUGUCAUCUCGGGGUUGGAAAUGGAAAUGAAUAUCCCGAUUUUCACUAUAAACCAUCUACAGAUUUAACAAGAGUUUUUAGAGGCUUGAUGGAGUAUGUUCAAGCAAACAACGACUUUCAAGGUGGAACAAUUCUUGAUAUGGCUAGCUACAGAAAAGUUUAUCCAAUUAUAUACUUUUAUUUAACAAAACAAAAAAUGGACAUAAAAGAUGGAGUAACAAAGCUAGCUUUUCAUUUUGAACUAUCUGCUAAUCCCAACGCUGAUUAUAACUUUUAUGCUCUUGUUCUUCAUGAGCGAGAGGCAGAAAUAAAACAAGAAGAUGGAAAACUACUUAUUAGAGCUUGAAGUUGUAUAACUAUAACAUAAAAUGAAUGACGUUUUAGUUUUUGAACCCGAACAACCUUUAGUAAUCCCUACUAAUAAUAACUAUCAAAACAGAGGUAAUUUUAAAUUUGUUGUCGAUGCCAAGUCACUUGAUUGGUACAAUGCAAGGCUGUCAAUGGAUUGGAGAUUAACAAAACUAACUGGAAAUAAUGUAAACAUCAAUGACAAAAAUGGAAUUGUUAAUGGGGCAAGUUUAUUUGUAAAAAAAAUUAGUUUUAGUAUUAAUGGCCGAGAGGCUUAUCAAUGUAAUUAUGCUAAUCAUGUUGUAAAUAUGAAAAAUCUGCUUCAGUAUAAUCAUUCCUAUGCUAAGUCUAUUGGAACAAAUGAGAUGUACUAUCUUGAUACAACAAAUUCUCCAAACAGAAAUAAAUACUUAACAAGGCAAGUUCAACACGGAAGAAAUAAUGCAAAUACUGGUUGGACACCAAGAAUUUUUAUUGAAAAUGAAGACCCCACUUACAAUGAGGGGUUUGAUGGAAGAAAGAAACAACCAGGAAAUUCGAGCACUGUUAAUUGUGAAAUCCCUCUUAAUAGGUAUUCAUUUUUUGAAACUCUUAGGGAUAAGAUGUUGCCAGAUUCCAGAUUCGAAUUAAACAUUGAAUUUGAAAGUGACAAUAACCUUAUAUGGAGGGAAGGUAAUGAUGUUUGUAGAGUAAUAAUUACAAAACUACAACUAUACAUUCCUAGAGUAAAAUAUACAACAACACCAACGGUUCCAAAAGCUUAUCUCAAUGAGUACGUGACGAAUUCUACAGAUUCAAGACAUAGAGAAGGAAUUUUUAGAAUAACAAAUGAGGUGUCAAAACCACGUCAUGUUUUUAUCUUUAUUGUAAACAGUGCAAAUAUAAACUCACAAACAGCAAACCCAUUUUUGUACCAAACCUUUAAUGUAGCAAAUAACAGAAAAUUAAGAAGAUGUUACCUUAAAGCAAAUGACAAUGUUUACCCUAAUAUUCAUUACAAACCAUCCACAGAGCCAUCUAGAGUUUUUAGAGAUGUUAUGUCGUAUGGCGUAGGAACACUUCUUAAUAGAUCAAAUUAUGAGUCUCUGUUCCCAUUUAUUCAUUUUGAAUUACCAAAUCUAGAAGACUCACUAAAACUUUCUUUUCGUUACGAACUAAGUGGGGAACCCAAUGCUGAUUAUACUAUUUUCGCAAUUGUUUUACAAGAAAAGAAUUUAAUAUAAAUAUUAUAAUAAAAAUGACAACUUAUAUUGAAUAUGGUGUAACGCUUACAACCAAUCAAAAGUCAAAACUGAUAAGUGCAAUCAGAAAUAAAUCACCACUAACUCUUAGAUUAAAACAUUCUCAUCUUCGAGGAUCAGAUGAAAUGAUGCUAACCCGCAGACAGAUUGCAAAAAUACAAAAAUCACGGAGAGAUGGAACAGGAUCAGAUAUAAAAAUAAGUAGAACGCAGAUUAGUCGUUCUGUAAAGCAUGGUGGAAACUUAUUCACUAGUCUAGCAUCUCUUGGUGCUAAACUUCUUCCUUACGCAAUAAAGGGAGUUUCUAAAGUUGCACCAGCACUAGCUACUGGAGCCGCAUCUGCACUAGGAGAUAUAGGAAUAAAAAAGUUAUUUGGUAAAGGAAUUUCAAUUUUAAAAAGAUUUUUCCCAAUGUUACCUCCUUUUGCUAGAGAGUUCACCAAAGCACAAUUAGACCAGAUUAACAAAGUUUAUAAAACAGGAGGUCGACUGGUUAUCAAACCAACCCGCAAACAAAUAGAGUACCGAAGUGAUGACGUCAUAAAAAUGAAAUUUGUGAAAUUAUGGGAUUUGUUAAGCUAUUCUGAAAGAACAACGUCCAAGACGCCUACUCGCCAAAAAUUAGCAAUUCGGGGCAAAUUGUCUCUGAGAUAUUAGCCCAGUUGUGCUGUGACGAUUCCAUACAAAUCCUUCUAAAUUUGGCUUGGUUCAUAAGAUUAGGAACCAGGUAAGGUUUAGAAGGAUUUGUAUGGAGUCAUCGGAGCAUAACUGGGCUAAUAUCUCAGAGACAAUUUGCCCCAAAUUGCUAAUUUUUGGCAGGUAGGCGUCUUGGACGUUGUUCUUUCAGAAUAGCUUAACAAAUCCCAUAAUUUCACAAAUUUCAUUUUUUAUGACGUCACACUUCGGUACUCCAUAGAAGGAGGAUUUCUGGGAACACUUGCUUCUAUUGGAAUUCCAAUGGCAAUUAGUCUGGUUUAA